AUGACCCGAGUACGACAGCAUCGGGGGAAGCGACGCCAGGCAACCCCGGAAGAACUAGAGGAGCAGCUGGAGACGGCCGAACUCCAGCAAUUUGUAGAACGCAACGCCGCCAAGAUCCGGAAAGACUCUGCCAGGACAGCUUCACGACUCGAAACCGACAGGCGUCUCCUACGGAGCCAGGCGGAAGCUCUCACGACUAAAGAAUGGCUCCCUGACGAACUGAUGCAACAGCUUAUUGAACUUACAGUUGCGGAUUAUGAUGAUAACAUCGCCGCGCCUGUUCAGUCCAAAACUAUAGCAGGUGAUGAGCUGUUGUCAAAGGUUUGGGCACUCCGUAUGUGUCUCUUAGCUCUUGAUUUUCCACCAGAGCAGGUUAAUAGUGCUCUCGGCGCGCUCCUCCAGAAGCCGCCCAGUCCAGAGGGCGAUGGUCUGUUGUGGGGUCUUUCCUUUUCUUUGGAUUGGCUAGCUAUGCACAGUGGGAGUGGCGAGCUCUUCGAUUAUGACUAUCACAGGCAGAGCGCUAAGCCUUCGGUUCUGCACGAGAGUGAAGAUGAGCUGGCAUCGCCAGUGCAAUCUGUAAGGCCUCCGAAAGGUGCGAAGGCGCCCGGUGUGCCGCAUUCUAUCGAUAGCAGCGAACCCGAUGCAGUUGCUGGUGAUAUCGAUGUCAGUGACGUAGGAAGUGAUGUCGAUCCGGAAGAGCUGUUGGCGACGCAUCUUCGAACAAAAGCGAGGCUUUUCGAGCUUAACGAGGCAUUAGUGGCCGGAGCGCCGUCGCAGAAGAGAAAGCCUACGAAGGGCGCAAAGUCUACAACACCGGCCGCUAAAUCCAAGGGUGAACGAAAGCUGCUACAGAAACUUCGAAAAAUAGAAUCAGAUCUGCUCUUCGAUCUGCAAGAGGCUGAAGCUCGGUGGGAGGUCCGGCGGAUAGAGCUGGUAAGGGAAGCGAGCGAGAGGAACCGACUACUGCUUGCAAAGGAAUCGCACGCAGCUGAAAGCACGUCGAAGCCGCGUUACGACAUGAACGGCACGUCAGCCGGUAGCGUCACCGACGAAGCAGAAAAGCUUGGCCUAGAGUUUUUGCAAACGUCCGAAGACACCGACGGAGACGGCCUGCUUAGCGGAAUGUUCGAUUCCUUACCCGGUAUAACCCAAGAUCCUGCGACAGCCGCCAAUGGCGCGUUCCCUUCUUCGAACGUGAAGAUUCGCGACUUUGGCCGACCGACCGGCAUGAGUCCCAGACGUAUCCUGGAAGAAGCUUGUCGAGCCCGAGAUACAGGUGCGAAGCUUGUUUACACACUGGUCUCUCCGACCACAUACGCAAGCCGACAUUCUCUGCACAUACGUUGGGCGAAAGAUCAGGAGCUUGUCGAGGCGCCUUAUUUGCGUGCGGUAGAAGUCAAGAGCAGACCUCGCGCAGCAAUGUUCACGAUGGUUGAAGAAGCCACCCCUGACGCGGCACAAAGCGAAGGCUACAUAGCGACCAUCGCGCUGUUCGUCAUAUUCGCAGGCUCACCGAAGGAGGAGAAAGCUCACUUACGAUUGCCACCUGCGUUCCGCGACAUGUGGGAUGAGCUUGUUCGGUUAAAACAUGAAGACCACAACGCAAACGACCGUGAAACGGUGAGGAGUCUUCGCGCAUUGAUCGAACAAAUACCAUCGCGGGAUCAAGAAGAUGACGACGAAGUCGUCUUCGACGCCGGUAACAGGAUCCGCAGCGGUGGUGUCAGCGGCGUCUCUACACCAAGACCGGAGCAUGGUGAAGUGCUCUCGUCAAAAACAGCUGCUGCCGAGGAGCUUAGAGGACUGUGGGCGCGCAAGUUAUCAGCACCGACAUACCAGCGCAUGCUGUUCCAGCGCAUGAACCUGCCCAUCUUCCACUACAAGGCUGCCAUCCUAGACGCAAUCGUACGCAAUCAGGUCAUCAUUCUGGUCUCGGAGACGGGUUCUGGAAAGUCAACCCAGCUGCCUGCAUACAUCCUGGAGCACGAGUUGUCUCAAGGACAGGCGUGCAAAGUGUACUGUACUGAGCCUAGGCGAAUCUCUGCCAUUUCCCUAGCCCAGCGUGUUAGCGAGGAGAUGGGAGAGCAUAAAGGUGAUGUUGGCACCGCCCGCUCACUUGUCGGAUACGCCAUCCGCUUGGAGUCGCACACAGCAGCAUCCACGCGCCUUGUCUAUGCAACAACAGGGAUCGUUCUCCGAAUGCUUGAAAACGUGGACGGUCUUAAGGACGUCACGCAUCUUGUGAUUGAUGAAGUUCACGAGCGAACCAUUGAUACUGACUUCUUGUUGAUCAUACUUCGGUCGCUCUUACAGCAGAGAAAAGACCUCAAAGUCGUCCUCAUGAGCGCUACGGUCAAUGCUCAACGGUUCUCGGAGUAUCUCGACAGAGCGCCUAUCAUUGACGUACCGGGACGAACGUUUCCUGUUCAGGCAAUGUUCCUUGAGGAUGCUCUUGAGAUGACUGAUCACGUUAAUGAUAAUGCCCGCAGCAGAGUUGAAGAAGAUGAGACUGAGCAUACUGAUCCUGACGACGCCGAGAAGGGUGCCGGCCAACAGCAGCUCGUUGGAUAUAGCAAGCGCACUAUCAACACGCUGGCCACCUAUGAUGAAUAUCGAAUUGACUACGCUUUAAUACUGAAGCUGCUGGAGAAGGUCGCAUACGAUCAGAACUACAAGCCGUUCAGCAAAGCCACGCUCGUGUUCUUACCAGGUAUCGCCGAGAUACGCCAGCUCAAUGAUAUGCUUGUAGGCCAUCCAGCAUUCAGCCACGGCUGGAGGAUCCACGCACUGCACUCAAGCUUCGCUAGCGAGGACCAGCAGGCUGCCUUCGAGGUUCCACCGAACGGGGUCAGGAAGAUCGUGCUUGCCACGAACAUUGCUGAGACGGGCAUCACCAUACCCGACGUCACUUGUGUGAUUGAUACGGGCAAACAUAAGGAGAUGCGCUUCGAUGAGAAGCGGCAGAUGUCCCGCUUGAUACAGUCGUUCAUUGCACGAGCGAACGCCAAACAGCGACGCGGACGAGCCGGCCGUGUUCAGGAAGGCAUAUGUUUCCACCUGUUCACGAAGUAUCGGCACGAUGAGCUGAUGGCGGAAAGCCAAACUCCAGAGAUGCUACGCCUAUCACUGCAAGACCUUGUGAUGCGGGUGAAGAUUUGCAAGCUUGGCAAUAUCGAGGAAGCCUUGGGUCAGGCGCUUGAUCCUCCGUCCAGCCGCAAUGUCCGAAGAGCCAUCGAAGCACUCAUCGAAGUUGAUGCCCUCACUGCGAACGAGGAGCUAACGUCUCUCGGGCAACAGCUGGCGAAACUCCCACUGGAUGCACAACUUGGAAAGCUGGUGCUGCUAGGCAGCGCCUUCGGCUGUCUUGACUUUGCGCUGACCACGGCUGCAACCUUGACGUCGAAGUCGCCAUUCUUGAGCCCUAUGCAUGCAAAGAAACAAGCAGAUACCGUCCGUCUUGGCUUCAAACGAGGCGACUCGGACUUGCUCACCGUCUACCAGGCAUACUGUGCGUGGCGCAAGACCUGCACAACCUCUGGAACGUCCGAGUAUCACUUCUGCAACAAGAACUUCCUUAGCCCGCAAAACCUUGCGAAUAUCGAGGACUUAAAGGGCCAAUUACUGACAGCUCUUGUGGAUGCCGGCUUCGCCAACCUAGGCUCGGACGAGCGUGCCGCGCUGUCGAGGGUGCGGCCAGGCUCACGGCAGCGGAACUUUGUGGCUCUACCGGAAAAGUAUCGGUCAGCAGAAGACGACGAUGACCUGAUCUCGGCCGUCGUCGCCUGGUCGUUCUAUCCCAAGAUCAUCAAACGUGAUGGUAAAGGAUGGCGCAACAUCGCCAACAAUCAGUCCUUGGCGCUGCACCCUGCCUCUGUCAACAAGAGCUCGCUUGCUCCCGGUGUCAACCUCUUGUCGUUCUACAGCAUUAUGCAGAGUGCUUCGCGCUUCACAAACGCUCAGGAGACUACGCCUGCAUCGGACUUUGCGCUCGUGCUGCUUGCGGGAGAUGCUGCCUUCAACAUGUACGCUGGUGUCAUUGUCAUCGAUGGGAAUCGCUUGAGGUACAAGGUCCGCAAUUGGAAGACGAUGCUCGUACUAAGGACGUUGCGGAAGAAGCUCAAGGAGAUAUUGGCCCGCUUGUUCAAGUAUCCUGGCAAGGACUUGACCGGCAAGCACAAGCUUUGGAGGGACAUUGUGACGAACGUCUUCGAGCAGCAGCGCAAGCUUCGUGUAUAG
Molecule: messenger RNA, 4236 nt
Organism: Baudoinia panamericana UAMH 10762
Lineage: Eukaryota; Fungi; Ascomycota; Dothideomycetes; Mycosphaerellales; Teratosphaeriaceae
Exons: 2
Coding region: 1-4236 (1411 amino acids)
Cellular component (GO): intracellular anatomical structure
Molecular function (GO): RNA binding; ATP binding
Source: RefSeq, a predicted model, not a curated record